This is a messenger RNA of Sphaerulina musiva SO2202, 2032 nucleotides long. Its product is annotated as P-loop containing nucleoside triphosphate hydrolase protein. The coding region runs from base 143 to 1972 and encodes 609 amino acids. Gene Ontology annotation, molecular function: ATP hydrolysis activity; ATP binding. The transcript has 2 exons. Gene Ontology annotation, cellular component: mitochondrial matrix. The record is from RefSeq and is a predicted model, not a curated record. Lineage: Eukaryota; Fungi; Ascomycota; Dothideomycetes; Mycosphaerellales; Mycosphaerellaceae. Gene Ontology annotation, biological process: proteolysis; protein catabolic process.
CUCUGAUGCGACUCCCACCCAUACACAUACCACGAUACAUUCAUUCAUACAGUCGCUUGUGCGUUAGUCUCGCUCUUCUUGGCGCAGGUGGUGCUGCUGCUGCGGGUGCUGGUGCGGCCAUUACUGCUGCAGACAGCCGUUCAUGGCCACUGUGACAGCGCACUACUCGCCGCGAGCUACGUUGACAUGUUUGGGCUUAACCGCCCUCCUCACACGGCGGCACCUGAGCAGCGCGCUGCCACUCCGUUCCUCCGACUCGUAUAUACGCUCCGAUUUCACAAAUCAGCCCUGGACCGGUCUCUAUGAACCUGGGCGCCCAACCGAGGGUCCGCUGGGAGGCGCGUCGGAUAUUGGUGCUCCCCGAAUAACGCCAGCUAUACUGAAACAGCAUCUGGACCAGUACGUGGUCGGACAGGAGCGGGCAAAGAAAACGUUGGCCACUGCAGUAUACAACCACUAUCAGCGCAUACAGGAGCUCCAGAGACGCGAUGAAGAGGAGCAAGAGCAGGAGGCGGCAGAGGAGAGGCGGCGGACGCACCAGAGACAUCCCGUUGAAGACGACUUUCCAGGUCAGCAGCAGACGACGGUGUACACGCACCAUGACAGUCGGAGCUCGCAACAGCAGAGAACGUCACAACAGGACGCUUCAACUGCACCCGCUCCGCUCCAAGACAACAGUCCUCUGACGGUCGAGAAGAGUAAUGUGCUGCUGCUAGGGCCCUCUGGUGUAGGCAAGACGCUGAUGGCAAAGACUCUUGCGAGGGUGCUCGAGGUGCCUUUCAGCAUGUCUGAUUGUACACCAUUCACCCAAGCAGGCUAUAUAGGAGAGGAUGCAGAUGUAUGCGUGCAGCGCUUGCUGGCAGCUGCGAAUUACGAUGUGACUCGUGCUGAGCGUGGCAUCAUUGUUUUGGACGAGAUUGACAAAAUUGCCACGGCCAAGGUAUCCCAGGGCAAAGAUGUGAGCGGAGAGGGCGUCCAGCAGGCUUUACUAAAAAUCAUCGAAGGGACAACACUACAGAUUCAAGCUAAGCAAGAGCGAAACGCGACGAGUGAACGUAACAGAGGACAAUAUCCUACUAAUAGUCCUUUGUCCGGCGGGCAUAUCAAUCAGUCUCAGACAGGUGGCCAAAAGGGCGAUACGUACAAUGUUCGAACAGACAACAUACUCUUCUUGUGUGCCGGGGCAUUCAACGGCCUGCACAAAGUGAUACUGGAUCGGGUGUCCAAAGGGAGCAUGGGUUUUGGCGCAACAGUCCGUGCAGCUAAUAAUUUCGACUCCUCGGCGAGCCAUCACGAAACCAUCAUGGAAGGCGAGGAUGAGCUUUUCGAAAAAUACCUACCAUACUAUACAUCACCAACGAGUAACGAUCAUGACUCUUCUACAUCAAAGCAGAAACGAACAUAUAACACCCUCGACCUAGUCGAGCCUCAAGACCUGCAAAAGUAUGGCCUGAUACCGGAACUUGUGGGCCGUAUACCUAUAUCCUGCGCCCUCUCAUCUCUGGACGUCCAAUCUUUAGUAAAGGUUCUCACCGAGCCACGAAAUAGCCUGUUGAAGCAGUACCAGCAGCUCUUUUCCCUGUCGAGCAUAGAAAUUCGCUUUACAACUGCCGCUUUACAUGCCAUCGCGAGCACUGCCUUGAAGAUGGGCACAGGUGCCAGAGGACUGCGCACCGUAAUGGAGCGCCUUUUGGCAGAUGCCAUGUUCGAGUCACCCGGGUCAAGCAUUAAGUAUAUUCUGAUCAACGAGGAUGUUGCGGACAGGAAAGCGGGCGCGAUUUACUAUGGUCGAGGACAACAGGAAGACUUUUACAACAGAAUUACGAGUGAAGAAGAUGUUUGGGAAGAACGGAAACGCGCUGAAGAUGGAAACGAAACAGAGUUUGAGGCUCGAGCUCGAAUGAACGCCAAGAACCCAGCGAGAACCUUUGAAGAAUAUCGAGAGAAGGCGACUGCCGCUGGCUUUGUAUAGACUGCGUGGUAGAAGUGUGCAAUCUUGGCCCUAUGAAACGAUCAAUUGACAGCAUGCAAC